Molecule: messenger RNA, 2311 nt
Organism: Ictalurus furcatus (blue catfish)
Lineage: Eukaryota; Metazoa; Chordata; Actinopteri; Siluriformes; Ictaluridae
Gene: chpt1
Product: choline phosphotransferase 1
Exons: 8
Coding region: 233-1381 (382 amino acids)
Biological process (GO): phospholipid biosynthetic process
Cellular component (GO): Golgi apparatus; endoplasmic reticulum membrane
Molecular function (GO): diacylglycerol cholinephosphotransferase activity
Source: RefSeq, a predicted model, not a curated record
GUGUGUGUUUAAUUUUCCCGGCUGCUUCCACUUCCGCUCCGUGAUUUCCUGCUCGCUCCGCUUUUCUCGCUCCGGAGCAGCAGCUCGUCACUCGGACUUCUGGUUCCGCUCCUGAACAUGACUCUCUACACGUAGCUGCCGCGGCAGAAGCCUCGCUUUACUCGACGCUCGGGCGGAGACAGAAGGGCAGAGACGGUGUUCCGGUGCCUGGGUGUCGGUGUGUGAGUCGGCGAUGCCCCGCUGCGGCUGGCCGGAGCCGCUGUCCCCGGCGCAGCUCAAGCGCCUGGAGGAGCACAAGUACAGCGCCGCGGGUCGCUCCUUACUGGAGCCGCCGUGUCAGAUCUACUGGAACUGGCUAGUGCAGCAGAUCCCGACCUGGCUCGCGCCGAACACGCUGACCAUCACGGGACUCAUCAUCAACGUCUUCACGACCAUCAUCCUGGUGUGUUACUGCCCCACUGCCACAGAGGAGGCUCCGUCGUGGGCGUUUUUUCUCAGCGCUUUAGGUCUCUUUAUCUACCAGUCACUCGACGCUAUCGAUGGGAAACAAGCGCGGCGGACCAACAGCAGCUCGGCUCUGGGAGAACUCUUUGACCACGGCUGCGACGCGGUCUCUACAGUAUUCGUCGCCGUGGGAACAUGUAUAUGCGCUGGCAUCGGGAGUUACCCUAACUGGAUGUUUUUCUGCGGCUUCGUGGGCAUGUUCAUGUUCUUCUGCGCGCACUGGCAGACCUACGUGUCCGGGACUCUACGCUUUGGCAUUGUCGACGUGACUGAAGUCCAGAUCGCCAUUAUAAUCAUGUACCUGAUGUCCGCCUUCGGAGGAGUAAGCCUUUGGGAGACUACGUUGCCGGCGCUUGGGAUUAAAUUGCAAGUGUUCCCGAUCCUGGGCAUCAUCGGCGGAUUUCUGCUGUCGACCUACAACUACUUCUUGGUCAUCCUGAGCGGCGGCGUGGGCAAAAACGGCUCCACCGUGGCAGACACGAGCGUGCUGUCUCCUGGCCUGCACAUCGGCCUCAUCCUCACCCUGGCCUUCAUCAUCUUUAAGAAGUCCUCCAGCCAGCUGUUUGAGCAUCAUCCCUGUCUCUACAUCCUCACCUUCGGCACGGUCAUCGCCAAGAUUUCCAACAAACUGGUGGUUGCUCACAUGACCAGGAGCGAGCUUCACCUGAGUGACACAGCCUUCAUCGGCCCCAGCCUCCUCUUCCUCAAUCAGUACUUCAACAGCUUUAUUAAUGAAUAUAUUGUCCUGUGGAUUGCUUUGACGCUGUCUGCGGUGGACCUGACACGUUACUGCACAGGCGUAUGUCUGCAGAUCGCUUCCCACCUGCGCAUCCGGGUGUUCAGCAUCGCCCCACAAGGCCACACCCACAAAGACUGACAAUUUGCCCGGCGGGAGGAGGAGGAGGAGGCGGGGCUAAGCAAAGAUGCCACGCCCCUUCUCAGACCAGAGCAGGAGAACGAAACCCACAGCAGCCUUGACAGUGUGGAGACCACAGAUUAACUAAGUCACCUGAACUGAAACAGUUACACUCGGCCAGUUUUGUGUUCGCUAAAACCACUGGAUAAGAAUCGUACGUGAUACAGAAAACACACACCGGGUGCUGCCUUCCACCUGCCCGCAAACAGAGCAUCACCGAAUUCGAAUAACUCGCCAAAUCCGUUCCGGUCGUUCGGCUCGCGGAUACGAGAACAUCCGAAUCAACUUGGUCUGUGUGUUUUGUUUUUUUUCUUCAUACUUUAACGACGUGCCAAUGUAAACUCAGCGUUGUACACCAUUUGCAGUGUUUCCAUUUUGUAACCCGUGCUCUCGUAUUCUCUCCGGUGGACAACCUCUUACGUGUUUUCUAUCCAAACAGAGAAAUCACUAAGAAAACACUAGCAUUUCCAUCAAUUUCCCAAACAAAUUUGUCGUUUAAUUCGUAUCCCCCUUACGCUAAAACAAAUUCUUUAAAAAAAAAAAAAAAAAAACAAACAAAGAAAGAAAAGAAAAUUUGAAAUUGUCAUGUGAUUGUUCAGUGAUUUAUAGCGUCCGUAUUUAUUGUAUUAAUUUGACUGGAUUGGGUGUGAAAUGAAGUCAGGUCUUGGACGAAAGAGACGUAAUUGUCAGGGACUAUUUUGGGUAUACUGGGACCAGGAUCGUGUCUGUGCUAAAAACAGGACCUACAUCUCGGACGUCUGGCAGUUGGAUAGACGCGGACGAUAAGACUGCCCUGUUUGAUGACGCACUCCCACAACACUGCCUGCUUUGAAGAUCUCCUCCCAAAGGGCUAAUCGUACAAAUAAAUUUUAAGUGAUUUUGUGUAAUAAA